Messenger RNA from Micropterus salmoides (largemouth bass), 1181 nucleotides. Its product is annotated as matrix metalloproteinase-23-like. The record is from RefSeq and is a predicted model, not a curated record. Gene Ontology annotation, biological process: collagen catabolic process; proteolysis; extracellular matrix organization. Gene Ontology annotation, molecular function: metalloendopeptidase activity; zinc ion binding. Gene Ontology annotation, cellular component: extracellular matrix. NCBI's taxonomy places the organism in Eukaryota, Metazoa, Chordata, Actinopteri, Centrarchiformes, Centrarchidae.
GAAGAACCUUACACCACUGUGUUGCUCAUCGGGGUCCGGAAAGAGGCCCGGUCACAAAUGCUUCACCUCUCCAGGAACAAGCGCUACACCCUUACCCCAGAGAAGCUCCAGUGGGACAAGUUCAAGCUUACAUACAAGUUGCUCUCCUACCCUACAAACUUGAUAAAUGCCAGUGACACGCGUCGAGGCAUUGGCAAGGCUUUUGGCAUGUGGAGCGACGUCUCGCCGUUCAGCUUCAGAGAGGUGCCAGCUGACCAAGAAGCAGACAUUAAGAUCGGCUUCUACCCCGUCAACCACACAGACUGCCUGCAGUCCUACUUGCACCAUUGUUUCGACGGCAUCACAGGAGAAUUGGCUCAUGCAUUCUUCCCGCCAAUUGGUGAGAUCCACUUUGAUGACCACGAAUACUGGAUUCUGGGAAACAUGCGCUACAGCUGGAAGAAAGGGGUUUGGCUGACAGAUCUUGUCCAUGUGGCAACUCAUGAAAUUGGCCACGUCCUGGGACUCAUGCACUCCAUGGACCGGAAAGCUAUAAUGCACCUGAAUGCAACGCUGACAGGGCGCAAGCUAAUCACACAGGAUGACGUGUGGGGUUUGCACCGUCUCUAUGGAUGUUUGGACCGGUUAUUUAUCUGUCCGGCCUGGGCUCGGAAAGGCUAUUGCGACAGCAAGCGCAAGCUGAUGCAGAAGCACUGCCCUUCCAGCUGUGAUUUCUGUUACGAAUUCCCCUUCCCCACUAUGGCUCCCACCCCGACCCCGAGGACCAAGCACAAGCUGGUCGUCGAGGGAAAGACGCUCACUUUUCGCUGUGGGAAGAAAAUAGCAUCGAAGAAAGGCAAAGUAUACUGGUACAAGGACGGGGAGCUGCUGGAGUUCUCUCACCCGGACUACAUCUCCUUGAAAGAUGACCACAUAACCAUAGUGGCCAAUGCCAUCAACGAAGGCACAUACACCUGCAUUGUGAAGAAAAAAGACAAAAUUCUCACAAACUACUCGUGGAGAGUUCGUGUGCGCUACUGAAGGCCAUUCCAGCUCCUCAGCACACUGAACAAAACGCAUUCACACACACGGUCACAAGGAGACCUCAUUCACUAGGGCACAUAUUUGUUUUAACUAUCUUACUUAUGUCGGUCAUCAACUGUCACGUGUUUUAAUAAUAAAUAAUGAAUGUUCCAUGACAA